Messenger RNA from Truncatella angustata, 3390 nucleotides. RefSeq names its product DNA ligase I. Bases 337 to 3330 code for a protein of 997 amino acids. The transcript has 2 exons. Gene Ontology annotation, biological process: nucleotide-excision repair, DNA gap filling; DNA biosynthetic process; DNA recombination. The record is from RefSeq and is a predicted model, not a curated record. NCBI's taxonomy places the organism in Eukaryota, Fungi, Ascomycota, Sordariomycetes, Amphisphaeriales, Sporocadaceae. Gene Ontology annotation, cellular component: DNA ligase IV complex. Gene Ontology annotation, molecular function: DNA binding; ATP binding; DNA ligase (ATP) activity.
CAGCAUCUCUAGGCUGCCACAGGUCAUGGCAAUGAGAGUCGGAAGGCGUGAAUAAUUCAUUCCUGAAGGUCGUUUCGUGCCCAACAGCCAUAAAGACGAAGCAGCAUGUACUCAACUUAUCUUUCUGUCGUUGCCCAUUUCCCACCCGUACAGAUCUCGGUUUUCUGGUCAUUUGUUUGGCCUAUUUCCCGCAAAACAAAGGACCAGCACAAACAACCUGUCUCUCCAUUGAUCCUUGCUACACUUGCGACAUUUGGCAUUCCACAAAUCAAAAAAAGGAUUUCAGUUUGACACUCUCGUUUGAAUAACUCACAUGACCCAACUGGUAAUAUUAUCAUGAGUCAGCAGAAGAGGAAGACUCGUGAUGCUGGUGCCGAGGACGAGGAGUUGCGCCAGUACGCUCCUCAUGGUGGCAACCUCGAUGAAAUCGAUGAGCUCUACCCAAUGAGACCUAGGAACCAUGGUCGAACGUUACUAUUUUCUGAGCUAUUCCAAAACCUAUUCAAUCCAUUGAAUGAAAACACGAAGCGGCCAUCGGGACCUCAAGCUCGUCGAGGCAGAGGUAACCGUGGCGCAGGUCAGCCGACCCCACACGAGCAACGCAGGCACAUCAUCGAGAGGUUCAUCUCAAGGUGGCGCAAUGAGGUUGGCGAUGACUUCUACCCAGCAUUGCGUCUCAUUCUUCCAAACCAGGAUCGUGACAGAGGCACAUAUGGCCUCAAAGAGAACUCUAUUGGUAAACUGCUUGUCCGCGUCAUGAAAAUCGAUAAGAACUCAGAAGAUGGCUACGCGCUUCUUCAUUGGAAGCUGCCCGGUCAGUCCAAAGCAAGCAGGUUAGCUGGCGACUUUGCAGGCCGCUGUUACGAAGUGAUUGCAAAACGUCCCAUGCGGACGAAGCCUGGCGAUAUGCGGGUCGCAGAUGUCAACGAACUGCUGGAUAAGCUGUCUGCCGCAUCUGGAGAAGCAGAGCAAUUGCCCAUUUUCGAAAUGUUUUAUGACCGUAUGAAUCCCGACGAGCUAAUGUGGCUCAUUCGAAUCAUUCUAAAGCAAAUGAAGGUGGGGGCUACAGAGAGGACAUUUCUGGGCUUAUGGCAUCCUAAUGCCGAAGCACUAUUCAAUGUCUCCUCCAGCCUGCGUCGCGUCUGUUGGGAGCUGCACGACCCUACUGUGCUACUGAAUGAUGAUGAUGCUAGUAUAGCGCUCAUGCAAAUAUUCCAACCUCAGCUAGCUCAAUUUCAGCUGUCUGGAACUUUCAAGAGAAUGAUAGAGAAGCUCACAGGAGACAACAGUAACAACGAAAACAUUGAAGCCAGCGAAUAUUGGAUUGAGGAAAAGUUGGACGGCGAGCGUAUGCAGAUGCACAUGGAAGAGGACCCCGAUAAGCCCGGCGGAUAUAGGUUCGGCUGGUGGUCGCGAAAAGCCAAAGACUACUCUUAUCUAUACGGAACUGGCUAUAGGGACCAUGAAUCAGGACUUACACAGCAUCUCAAAAACGCCUUCGCCCCUGGCGUCAGAAACAUCGUCUUGGACGGUGAGAUGAUCACAUGGGACAUGCAGCUUGACAAGAUCAUGGCCUUUGGAACACUCAAAAGCGCGGUGAUUGCUGGAAAGCGAAACCCUUACGAUGAGGUUGGGGCGCGUGCCAUAUAUCGUGUUUUUGACAUUGUGUACUUGAAUGAUCAGGACUUGACUCGAUACACAUUGCGAGAUCGUCGUAACGCAUUGGAAAAAGCAGUCCCUGGCGUUCAUCGUCGACUUGAACUCCACAGACACACGGUGGCGACCUCUCCAGACGAGAUCGAGCCUCAACUCCGGGAUGUGAUUGAGAGCGCCUCCGAGGGCCUAGUCUUGAAGAACCCACGAUCCGUCUACAGCCUCAACCAGCGAAAUGACGACUGGAUCAAAGUGAAACCUGAGUAUACAGACGAGUUCGGCUCUUCAGUGGACGUUGUCGUCAUCGGCGCAUAUUACGGAACUGGACAUCGUGGCGGCGGUCACUCCUCUUUCUUGUGUGGGCUGCGUGUGGCGCAAGACGAUAUCGACCACGGUGCUGAUCCAGAGAAGUGUUUUAGCUUCAUCCGAGUCGGUGGUGGCCUCAGAGCCCAGGAUUACAGAGAGAUUGCUGCGAGAACAGAGGGGAAAUGGAUGGACUGGAACGCAAAAAGACCUCCAGUCAAAUAUAUCGAACUGGCCGGCGGGGAUAGACAGUACUGGAAACCAGAUCAGUGGAUCCGCCCCAAAGACUCUUUAGUGAUUGAGGUCAAAGCAGCAAGUUCUGGCCCAUCGGAACAAUACGCGAAGCAGGUCACGUUGAGAUUCCCCAGAUUCAAGUCCAUUCGAGAUAAUCGAGAAUGGAACACUGGUCUCGAUUGGCAGACAUUCAAUGAGAUGAAGGAGCAGGAUCUUUUCAGACAGAAGGAAAAGACACUGACCCUCGAUCGUGGCCGGCGCCAGGUAAAACGCAUCAAAAGGGAGCUCUCAAUUGCUGGUCAAGAACCUGUUCCAGCUAUCUUUGCCGGUCCCAGCACCAGUGUCUUCGAAGGUCUCGAGUUUUGUGUUUUCAGCGACUCCUCCCAGCCCAAGAAGAGUAAAACCCAGCUGGAGACCUUGAUCAAGGCGAACGGCGGCAAAAUCUCGCAAAGGGCGAUCCCGGGAUCAGAGAUGAUACUUAUCGGAGAGAAAAAGGUUGUCAAAGUUGCGAGUCUGAUCAAAGCUGGUCCAGUUGAUAUUAUCAGGCCGAAGUGGCUCUUGGACUGCGUGGCCCAGAGCGAUGCCAGCAACAACUUCCUGUUACCUUUCGAACCGAGACAUUUAUUCCAUGUUUCGGAUGCUAUGAAUGAACAGGCCCAGGGGAACGUGGAUCGAUUUGGCGAUAGCUACGCUCGAGAUCUUGGUCUCACAGACCUCAGAAACCUGCUGCAAGAUAUUCCCAAGGAUGAGGUGGUGAAUGAAGCCUUCGACGGCGAUGAUUUCAUGGAGCAGCUCGAAGAGCAUGGGCACGAUAUUGGUAACUUAAAGGGGCACAUUUUCAAACGUGUGAAAGCAUACUUCGCUACAACCGACAAUAUCUCAGACAUCACAGCACUCAAGUGUAAAAACUGGCUAAGAUUUGGAUCCGGGAAACUGAUUGACGACCCGGAAAGCAGCCUGAUAACUCAUAUUGUGAUGAUAACUGGUGACGAAGAGACAGCGGCACGAGAGUUUGCUGGUGCAUUGCGAAGGACUAUCAGUGGAAGAGCACCAAUGCCCCGCUUAGUCACACAACAGUGGCUGGAAGAGUCUUGGGAGGAGGGAACACGGUUGGAUGAGGAAAGAUACGCGCCAAGGUAAGCGUGACGUCAGGCAUGAGUUCGAAUUGCAGAGAUGUAUGCGCGAGUGGAACACAUGGAU